Molecule: messenger RNA, 315 nt
Organism: Anthostomella pinea
Lineage: Eukaryota; Fungi; Ascomycota; Sordariomycetes; Xylariales; Xylariaceae
Source: the annotation of a GenBank genome assembly
AUGGUCAACAUUCCCAAGACGCGCAAGACUUACUGCGCUAAGGAGAACAAGCACACCCUCCACAAGGUCACCCAGUACAAGGCUGGAAAGGCUUCCCCGUUCGCCCAGGGAAAGCGAAGAUAUGACCGCAAGCAAUCCGGUUACGGUGGUCAGACAAAGCCCGUGUUCCAUAAGAAGGCCAAGACAACGAAGAAGGUGGUCCUGAGACUAGAGUGCGCUACCUGCAAGGCGAAGAAGCAGCUGCCGCUGAAGCGAUGCAAGCACUUCGAGCUUGGUGGUGACAAGAAGACCAAGGGUGCUGCUCUUGUGUUCUAG